AUGAAACACAUCGGUCCCUACUGUAGAAAUAUGGCAUUUAAAGGUUGUUGGCUUAAAGAAAAAGUUACCAUUGACCUCAACUUUCCCAACGUACCAUAUUACAUGGAUGGUUCAAUAAAACUAACCCAGAGCAUAGCCAUUAUGCGAUACUUGGCCCGAAAGCACGGAUUGGUGGCCACAGACGAGAUUGAAAUCAUACGUCAAGAUCUGUUGGAACAACAGUUGACUGAUAUUAGGCUUGAGUUUUUUGGCCUUUUGAGAAGCGAAGAUUAUAACACUGAAAGAGUUGAAUACAUUGCAAAAACACUGCCCCAACGAUUGGACAGUUUGUCCCGGUUUUUGGGUACUCGUCAGUGGUUUACCGGUAAUCACAUUAAUUAUGUAGACUUUAUGGCGUAUGAGUUUAUUGAUUGGUUCCGAGUCUUUAGUCCCGAAACUGUCGAUAAGUACCAGAAUUUGAUUCAAAUGUUAACCCGUUUUGAGAGUUUACCUACGAUUAAAACAUAUAUGGAAUUACCGGAGUUUAUAACCUGGCCACUCCUCCCACCACAAUUUCAGUGGGGGUUCAAAAAGUAA
Messenger RNA from Medioppia subpectinata, 576 nucleotides. Lineage: Eukaryota; Metazoa; Arthropoda; Arachnida; Sarcoptiformes; Oppiidae. The record is from the annotation of a GenBank genome assembly.